GUUUUCAUGAUCGGUUAAAAUAAUUAUCGUUUGCUGGAUCGCAUCGUGGAGAGACCGGUGGGGGCGAGACCGGAAGAGAUAUUUAACCGAUGCAUAGGUACACGCGCUGGCCAGUGGUCAUAAAGUACUCGUUACGAACAACCUCGCGACAGGAUGUCUCUUCAACAGAAAUUCGAGGAAGCUGUGGAGGCAAUUAAGACGCUCUCCAAACGUCCCUCAGACAACGAAUUUUUGGAACUUUACUCCUUGUUCAAGCAGGCGACGGUCGGCGACAUCAAUACCACCAGGCCCGGUAUGAUGGACGUGAAAGGAAAAGCGAAAUGGGACGCAUGGAAGUCGAAGGAGUGUAUGUCCCAGGACAACGCGAAAGAAGAGUACAUUAAAUUGGUCAACAGAUUGGUGGAGAAGUACAAGUAGAUCGUUGAAACAAUUCUUGUCAUAUACUUUUGUAACCACGGAAUCCUGUAUCCGCGUUGUUAACAUAAAUUUUAUAUAUUGUUCUACGAUACUAUUAUUAAAAUAAAAACGGUUUGUUCCUA
This is a messenger RNA of Nomia melanderi (Alkali bee), 539 nucleotides long. RefSeq names its product acyl-CoA-binding protein homolog. The record is from RefSeq and is a predicted model, not a curated record. Gene Ontology annotation, biological process: fatty acid metabolic process. Lineage: Eukaryota; Metazoa; Arthropoda; Insecta; Hymenoptera; Halictidae. Gene Ontology annotation, molecular function: fatty-acyl-CoA binding.